This is a messenger RNA of Brachypodium distachyon (stiff brome), 1458 nucleotides long. Its product is annotated as 4-hydroxy-tetrahydrodipicolinate synthase 1, chloroplastic. The coding region runs from base 135 to 1238 and encodes 367 amino acids. Lineage: Eukaryota; Viridiplantae; Streptophyta; Magnoliopsida; Poales; Poaceae. Gene Ontology annotation, molecular function: 4-hydroxy-tetrahydrodipicolinate synthase activity. The transcript is spliced from 3 exons. The record is from RefSeq and is a predicted model, not a curated record.
AUCGCUGUAAAUUUCCCCAAUCUUCGUUUCGCUAAACCCUAGCCUAAAGCCUCAUCCCCUUCCUCCUGCCUGUCCUGCGUGCCUUCGCCUCGUGCCCCUCUCCUCUCGCCCCCGGAAUUCCCCUUCAUCCAGUCAUGUGCGAUCUCAAAUCCCUCGUCGGCGAUUUAGGGUUGUCGCACAAACACCCCCGCGUUACGCGCGUCGCGGUUCCAGGGCUUCCUCGGUUGAGGAUUAGUAGAAGGAAGUUUGCAGCGCCAGCCAUCACUCUGGAUGACUAUCUUCCGAUGCGAAGUACUGAAGUGAAAAAUCGGACAUCAGCAGACGGUAUCAAAAGCCUCAGGCUCAUCACAGCAGUCAAAACACCUUAUUUGCCAGAUGGAAGAUUUGAUCUUGAAGCAUAUGAUUCUUUGAUAAACAAGCAAAUAGACGGUGGUGCUGAAGGUGUAAUAGUUGGUGGAACAACAGGAGAAGGUCACCUAAUGAGCUGGGAUGAACACAUCAUGCUCAUCGGGCAUACUGUUAACUGUUUUGGCACUAAUAUCAAAGUGAUAGGCAACACAGGAAGUAACUCAACCAGAGAAGCUGUGCACGCGACAGAGCAGGGAUUUGCUGUUGGCAUGCAUGCAGCUCUCCAUGUCAAUCCUUACUAUGGGAAAACCUCAACAGAAGGAUUGAUCUCCCAUUUCAAAGCUGUCCUCCUGAUGGGUCCAACCAUCAUUUACAAUGUGCCAUCCAGGACUGGCCAGGAUAUACCUCCCCCAGUCAUUGAGGCGAUUUCACGGUACCCAAACAUGGCAGGAGUGAAAGAAUGUGUUGGACAUGAGAGGGUUAAGUGCUACACUGACAAAGGUAUAACAAUAUGGAGUGGUAAUGAUGACGAAUGCCAUGAUUCUAGGUGGAAGUACGGCGCCACUGGAGUAAUUUCUGUAGCUAGCAACCUUGUCCCUGGUCUCAUGCACAGCCUCAUGUAUGAAGGGGAGGAUGCGAUGCUCAAUGAGAAGCUGCUGCCUCUGAUGAGCUGGUUAUUUUGCCAGCCUAAUCCGAUCGGUCUCAACACUGCCCUGGCUCAGCUCGGCGUAGCGAGGCCUGUUUUCAGAUUACCAUAUGUUCCUCUGCCUCUUGAGAAGAGGGUUGAGUUUGUCCGGAUCGUCGAAGUCAUCGGGCGGGAAAAUUUUGUCGGAGAGAAAGAGGCGCGUGUUCUUGACGAUGAUGAUUUUGUGUUGAUCAGUAGGUAUUAAAUAAACUACUUCAAUGUUGUGUCCGAAUGUAUGUUGACGAGCAGUGGUACUGUAUGACGGUCUGGCUAUCUGUUUGACACUUCAUUAAUUUGUUCGCCCGUUGAAAGAACGGCAAGGUAUCCUGGAACCUAUUUGUUUCUGUUGCAUUUUACUCCAUGAUGCAAGGUGUACUGAGAAUAAACUAAGAAUAAAAGAGAUGUACAGCUGUCUUGGGGAUAUA